AUGGACUUGGACGAUAAAGGUAGACUCAAGAAUGUUUUUUGGGCAGAGAACAGAUGUAGGCAAUCUUACAAGGAGUUCGGUGAUAUUGUCACCUUUGACACUACCCAUAUGACUAAUAAGUAUGACAUGCCUUUCGCCCCUUUUGUCGGCGUGAAUCACCAUGGACAAUCCACAUUGCUCGGCUGUGGAUUGUUAUCGAAUGUGGACACAGGACUUUCGUCUGGUUGUUCAGAACAUAGCUUGAGUAUAUGCACGGUCAAGCUCCUACUGGAAUCAUUACUGAUCAAGAUCGGGCGAUGCAAAAUACCAUUGAGAUUGUUUUUUCGAACACGAGGCAUAGGUUGGAGAUCGAUGCUCGAUAUGUAUGAGUUGUAUGACAGUGACUGGCUAUCAGGUUUAUACGAGAAUAGAGGUCGUUGUGUGCCUUAUUUUUUGAAAACCAUAUUUUGGGCAGGCACGUCGACAACACAGCGUAGUGAGAGUAUGAAUGCAUUUUUCGAUGGGUAUGUGCAUUCAAAAACCUCAUUGAAGCAGUUUGUCGAGCAAUAUGAAAGAGCACUAAAAAAUAAGGUCGAGAAGGAGUUCCAAGCAGAUUUCAAGUCGUACUCUCAAAUGGUACCGUGUGCAACAACGUUCUUAAUGGAGAAGCAAUUUCAAGCAGUUUAUACCAUUUCAAAGUUUAAAGAAGUUCAAGAAGAGUUCACUCGGAAGGUGUACUGCGACGUCGUCUCGGAAAAUGCAAGUGACUAUUACUGGUCGUCCUACGUGGUCCGUGAGGAGAUCAUUGUUCAUGAGCAGCCGAAGAAAAAAUCAUUUUAG
This is a messenger RNA of Olea europaea var. sylvestris, 819 nucleotides long. Its product is annotated as protein FAR1-RELATED SEQUENCE 5-like. The record is from RefSeq and is a predicted model, not a curated record. The transcript has 2 exons. Gene Ontology annotation, biological process: regulation of DNA-templated transcription. The coding region runs from base 1 to 819 and encodes 272 amino acids. Lineage: Eukaryota; Viridiplantae; Streptophyta; Magnoliopsida; Lamiales; Oleaceae.